Haliotis rubra (blacklip abalone) is the source of this 694-nucleotide messenger RNA. RefSeq lists its product as uncharacterized. The record is from RefSeq and is a predicted model, not a curated record. The coding region runs from base 66 to 596 and encodes 176 amino acids. The transcript has 7 exons. NCBI's taxonomy places the organism in Eukaryota, Metazoa, Mollusca, Gastropoda, Lepetellida, Haliotidae.
UCAGCUUGCACUGCACACCGCAUUCAAGUGUGUCGCUGUCGUGGUGAUAUACAGGCCUCGCAGCGAUGUACAGGCCAAGCUGUAAACGUUUUAUGCUGUUACUGACAACAUUAGCAAUCAUCAACGGACUUCUGUGGUCAGUUUUGCAGGGAGGGUUCAGACAGGGUGCUGCGCUGAGUACCCUCAAGCUUCAGACUCGCAGGCGCAUUGGUAAUGACGAGAAACCGAUUGGCUUGGACCUUAAUGGUUUACAAGGAAUUAAAAGGCGGUCCAGCAAACCAGAGACAACUACAAUGUCCAUGCUGUCGGUCGUCGACAGAGCUGUGGCUGAGAAGUAUUUGGGAAAAUAUGAAAGAACACCCAUGUUCUCCUUCAGCGGCGGUCAGGACACAAGCGGCACCAAGCACCAGGCUGUCAGUCCAGAUGGAAUGCAUCUGGCCCUGGCGAUGUGCGGUAAGAGGUUAGAAGAGGUCAAGGUGCUGGUCAAGUCCGUCCUCCUGUUUACUCGUCACGCCACAUUCCACGUGUUCAGUGACACUCCUUCACAAAAGCCUCUGUGUGAACAUGUUCAUAAAAUCCUUACCGAUAGAAUAUAGUAAACACUUUAACUUCCAUAUAUACAAUGUGACACUACCACGAGGUAAUGAUGCGAAAAUAUGGGGAACUCUAUACGGGCCAUGUGCUGCACAGAGAU